AUAUAAGAUCCGUUUCAGUUGCAGCUCAUUGAAUAGUUGCAUUUUGUGUUUUUCCGAGGAAUUUAAAAAUCCGCAAAUAUGUUGGUGAAAUGCACUUGGCUUUUGAUGUUGGUCCUGUCAGUGAUGGCGGGAGCCUUUGCCAGCAGCUGUCCCUCGGGCUUCAAUGCUGAGAACAAUCGGUGUGUCCAGGAUCGUCCCAUCCAUGGAACCUGUCCCCCCGGCUCAUCAUAUGCCCUUAGCAUCAACAAGUGUGUCCAUGCGUGAGGUUGUCAUCGAAAUGAAUUUAUAAUUUGAAUGUAAAAAAUAUAAAAAAUAAAAAUUAAUACAGCUGCAAAA
Drosophila kikkawai is the source of this 336-nucleotide messenger RNA. RefSeq lists its product as uncharacterized. The record is from RefSeq and is a predicted model, not a curated record. Lineage: Eukaryota; Metazoa; Arthropoda; Insecta; Diptera; Drosophilidae.